AUGUCAACUUCGCCCCCCGACAGCGACAGUAUCUCAUCAACCACCGUCCAAGUAGCCAAGAAAGCCUGUCACAGCUGUCGCCGUGCGAGACUCCGCUGCGAUAGGUCUAUCCCGCACUGCUCGAAAUGCGUUUCCAGGGGGGUCGAAUGCCUGGGCUAUGGCCGCCUAUUUCUAUGGACUGGCUCAGUAGCCACGCGCGGGAAAUUGGCCGGACAGAGUUCUAGUGCCUCCGUGUGUCGGUUACCCAAGCAAGGUGAAUCGGACAUGACUAUUGAUGUGCCAUCCGAUGUUCAAUCUUCCGAUAUGCAAAUGGGAUCCUUCGAUACUCAAGGCUUUGAGCCAGGUGCAUGGGGUUUAGUGUCGCCCCAGGAAAAUCAACUCUUUGUUCCGAACAAAACUAAGCCAUGGUCCCCUCCUUCGCCCCCUUCACCAACAUCAUCAAACUCUCCGUGGACGUUGGUCGAUCCAUUAUUUCAGGACAUGACGCAUUCCCAGAGAUGGUACUUGAAUUAUUGUAUGAACUUCUCAAGACAUUGGUCUUUCAUGAUGCUAACCCUCAACUCAGAUUCAACUCGAGUUAGUCUGGAUCUCGUUGGUGAUGACCAAACCAACGGUAGCAGAAAUCCAUAUCUAAAUCUUCUGCAACUCACAAACGAGCAUUCGUUUUUGCAACAAAUUAUCAUUGCAGUAUCUGCAUCUCAUAUGUGCAACUUAUCAAGAUCAUGGCUAGGCCCUAACUCAUAUGAAAGAGAAGAGGCACCAAAGAAAUUGCUUAUGGAUGCUCUCGUUGCCAAACAAAAAGGACUGCAAAUGAUGCCUGAUGCCUUGCGGAAUAUUGACACCAUUGGAGCCGAUGUGAUUCUUGCUACUGUUUUGUUUCUCAUCAACUCAGAACUCAUCGAGUCUGGCUGGCAAAGUUGGCGGCCUCAUCUCGAAGGCGCGAAGAAGCUUUUGAAUAUGAUAGAACCAUAUACUGGCUCUGACACAACUCUCAGAGACUAUAUUGUUGCGGACUGUUAUGUCUAUUGCACAUUGAGCUUGUCUUUCAACCCAUCACAACCAGGUACCCAGGCAGCAUCAUUUGCACCAAGUCAAGUCAAAGAAACAUUAUCACGAACCAACAACUCUUUCUUCUGUUGCCCGCCUGAAGUUCUCGACAUCCUCCGUGAGACGGCACAACUUUUGCAUGCCGAAGCUCAAGGGAACGUCUCCAGCAAUGAAGUGCUUAUCGAAUUCACCAACCUACUGGACCGCGUACAACGUCUCGACGUCCUCAAAUGGGCAAAGGAGAGAAUGCCAGAUGCAAGCAAAGCUGCUCUGUGGAGUAGUGCCCGAACCGGCUCUGCGCACAGAUUGGCAACCUGUCUCUACAUCAUCCAGGCAGCUCCCGCACUACGAGCCAGGAUGCCCGACCAAGUUCCCAAAACACUCAUCCAGGAUCUUUACGAGACGCUCCUACCACAGCCCGACGAAGACCCAAACUUCAAAGCCACGGGCUGGCCCACCUUUAUUUAUGGAACAACGGCAACGACUCCGGAGAGCCGGGCGUGGGUUAUGGAUCGAUUGAAGGCGGUAGCGCAAAUCAACCCAUGGGGAUUCCUAUACUCUGCGAUUGAUACGUUGCAGAUUUUGUGGAAGCAUGAGAAUGGCAAUGAUGGAUGUAUGAAUUGGCUGCAGAAACUCAAGGAUUUGAACAUGGACUUUUUGAUGGUUUAG
Molecule: messenger RNA, 1716 nt
Organism: Fusarium fujikuroi IMI 58289
Lineage: Eukaryota; Fungi; Ascomycota; Sordariomycetes; Hypocreales; Nectriaceae
Product: related to acriflavine sensitivity control protein ACR-2
Exons: 2
Coding region: 1-1716 (571 amino acids)
Biological process (GO): positive regulation of transcription by RNA polymerase II
Cellular component (GO): nucleus
Molecular function (GO): DNA-binding transcription factor activity, RNA polymerase II-specific; transcription cis-regulatory region binding; zinc ion binding
Source: RefSeq, a predicted model, not a curated record